AUGCAUCAAUGUACUUGUGGUCAAGUAUACGACUUUCAACAGCAAGUGAUUGCCUGUCAAAAGGCGGCACAUUAUGGUUUUGUUGCAUCUGAUGUGGUUCAAAAUCGAAAUGAUUAUACCACAGUAUCGGCUGCAUAUAGCAAUACCUUUUGUCCUACACCCGGUCAAAAUGACAGUCGUCUGACUACAAUGUCGGCUACACAUGAGAAUUAUGGUCAACAAGGUCUUCAAAAUGAUCGAUUUCAAUCUAACUCUGCUCCAAACAUACUUUCGGUUGUUGCUGAUCAUCAGUAUUAUAUUUCAAAUUUAACAAACAAUCUUGUAUCUGGAAACAUGACGAAAGAAGAAUGGAUCAGCAAAGUGCAACAAGCAACAAAUACAAUAAUCAAUAAAGUCCAACAAAUGGACAUUUAA
This is a messenger RNA of Adineta ricciae, 414 nucleotides long. The record is from the annotation of a GenBank genome assembly. Lineage: Eukaryota; Metazoa; Rotifera; Eurotatoria; Adinetida; Adinetidae.